Molecule: messenger RNA, 1939 nt
Organism: Dermacentor albipictus
Lineage: Eukaryota; Metazoa; Arthropoda; Arachnida; Ixodida; Ixodidae
Product: acetylcholinesterase-like
Biological process (GO): acetylcholine catabolic process; choline metabolic process
Cellular component (GO): plasma membrane
Molecular function (GO): acetylcholinesterase activity
Source: RefSeq, a predicted model, not a curated record
GCGACCUGCGACGGGUGCAGUGUCCGCGCUGCGCUGUGUGUUCAAGGCCUAGUUCGCGUUGAUGCGUGCGGCUGCACGAAGCUCAAUUUGCUCGCUGCAGCUGCCGCGUUUCUUCACUGCAUCGUUUAGACGGCGACUUUCAGCGGUCAUCGGGUAAGGUGGCCACGGCGCACUCCAUAAAGAACAGACCUUCGGCGAAAUGUGCGUGGCACGGUGUUACGUGUUGCUGCUGUUGGCUGCGGCGGCAAGCUGCGGCCGUGCGUACGAUGUGGAGAGAGCGACUCGCCUAGGGAGAGUCGGAGGAAACCGGCUGGAGCUGUUGGGGCGAAAAGUCGAAGAGUACCGCGGUAUCCCAUUCGCGCAGCCACCCGUGGGCCGACUUCGAUUCCUCCCACCCCAACCGGCGAAGCCUUGGGACGGAAUCCUGGAUGCAACGAGCAGGAGGACCGCCUGCCCGCAGGUUGUGCUGAGCAACUUCAUGGCCGGUGAGGUUGAAUAUACAGAAGACUGCCUGCACCUGAACGUCUGGAGCCAAGUUGCACGUUACGAAGACGUUGCGCCAGUAGUUGUGUGGAUUCACGGAGGCGGCUUUACGCAGGGCUGCGCGAGCUACGACAACUACACCGGGGCAACCCUUGCUGCCAAGACUGGCCUCGUUGUGGUCUCGGUUAAUUACCGCCUUGGACUUCUGGGUUUCCUGGACGCCAACAGCCCAGAAGCGCCUGGAAACAUGGGUCUUUUAGAUCAGAACUUGGCUCUCAAGUGGAUCCAAGAGAACAUCCGCGAGUUCGGUGGAGACCCGUCUAGAGUGACUAUACUUGGAGAAAGUGCUGGAGGAAUGAGUGCCCACGCGCACGUGCUGUCUCCCAUGAGCCGCGGUCUUUUCCAAAGGGUGUACAUGAUGAGCGGAACUAUGCACGCUGUAGAUUUCUUUGAUGGCGCACACGAGAGCAUCAUCAAAGGUGAUACUGUUGCCGCAGUUGUAGGCUGUUCGGGUGGAGAUCGUAGCUUGGCUUCCCACCCUGAGGCUGUGAUCGACUGCUUGAGAACCAAGAGCGACGACGAAAUCCUACUGGCGGCAAGCGAAGCACUGGCGCCCAAGAUAUUUACGUUCUUGCCAACCUACCACAAUGAAUUCCUGCCGAAGGUGCCUACCGUGGCAAUCAGCAAGGGAUUCUUCAAUGCCGCCGACAUCGUCCUUGGAGUCACCGAGGACGAAGGAGUGCUAGCGCUCAUGUAUCCUCUUAGAAGCGAGCUCCUGCCGGACGAGGUGGAAGGUUUGGAAGAUAAAAUGUUUAAGCACUCGCUGCACGAGGGCAUAUUUUCGUGGCUAAAGAUGGACUUUCCGGAAAUGCUGGAAAAGUACACAGCUGAUGCCCAGGACAAAGCGUCUUUGAGGCGCGGCUAUGUUGACUACAUUUCUGACUCUGCACUCGUCUGCCCGAUGCACUUCACGGCAGAGAAACAUGUGGAGCGUGGUCAGAACGUAUACGCGUACGUCUUUGGCCACAAGUCAUCAAAGAACCCUCUUCCUUCUUGGAUGGGGACGCCGCACGCUUUCGACAUGAACUACAUCUUCGGUGUUCCUCUUAUUGACCAGGACCGCUUCGAUGCUGAAGAUGCUGAUGUGUCUGAAGUUGUGCUUACGGCGCUGAAGACCUUCGCUGAGACAGGGGUACCGGAGCUACCUAUGCAAACUCCAUGGCCGAAGUAUGCCAUCGACAGUCCUGUUUCUGUGUACAUCGACUACAGAAACAUCACCACUAUCAAGGGCUUUCGCAAAGAACAGUGUGAAUCCUGGAGAUCUUGCCUCUAAGGUUGCCAAGACGUUGAAGAACAUCACCGAUUGGUUACUGUUUUACAUCACUGCUGGCACUUUACCUCAUUGUGUUUAAAGACGCCCGGUAAAUCUCUGGAAUGAAAUUAUUUGAACGAGAAA